Messenger RNA from Penicillium egyptiacum, 864 nucleotides. NCBI's taxonomy places the organism in Eukaryota, Fungi, Ascomycota, Eurotiomycetes, Eurotiales, Aspergillaceae. The record is from the annotation of a GenBank genome assembly.
AUGGCUUCCCAAGUAGAUCACCCGCCUCUCGAGCAAACAGCUUCGGAUAAUUCGGUAGACAUGUUAGAUCCUGUGGCCCGAAGACGACUCCAAAAUCGCCUCAAUCAACGUGCGAGCAGAAAAAGGAAGGCGCUGGAGUGCAAAAAGCAACGCAACAUGUCAGACAGGAAAUGGGUUGUCUAUAUGGAGGAUUCGAACCUCCCCAAAAAGAAUGCCUUCACAGAAGAAACAACAAGCCAUCAAGUCACUAAAUCAUCAUCACCUCCCCACCAAAACGAAGAACAUCUCUGUUAUUUCAACCCUUCCCAGCGCGAUGAAUUCAUGGACAACCUGCAUGCGAAAGCCUUGCAUAUGAUGGGAAAGCCGGCUCUCUCACAAAAUCUCACUUUUCACAUAUCCCAGUACAAUAUACUUCGAGCUAUGUUAAUCAACGCCGAUCUCAUGGGUCUCACAUUUGAUCUUCUCAACGAAGACCUCGCAUCGCAGUUCAACCUCGUCGGUCCAUCGAUGUCGGCGAUACAUCUUCCAGCAAGCCUGUGUCCAUCCCAAAAACAAAAGAAAAUCAUCCAUCAUCCCUGGAUCGAUUUAAUUCCAAUGUUGUCUCUACGGGAGGCUCUCUUGGCUAGGGCAGAUGUACUCGACGAAGAUGAACUAUGCGGCGAUCUUUAUGGGGCUUGCGCUUCAUCGCAAGAAGUUGGGCUUUGUGUUUGGGGCGAAGCUUGGGAUCCAUUUGCUUAUGAGGUCUCUGAGAACUUGAUCAGGAAAUGGAGUUGGAUGGCAAAAGACUGUCCCGACAUAAUCAAGUCGUCUAAUUACUGGAGGAAACAGCGAGGGGAAAAGCCCAUCAUGCUCAGGAUCAAGUGA